UCUUUGUGAUGUACUGGCGUUACGGGGGGCCGACGAAAAUUCAACUCACCGCGAACGAACGGGCGCUUCAUUCAUGGCCUCGUCUUGCGUCAUUUCGCGCAGCCACCUGUGGCACAGUCGUAGGAGAUUAUGUCGGCGCAAAGUGCAGAUCCUCCAAACUGCAUCGCAAGUCAGGAAGAAGAAGAGGAGGAGAUGAUCUUGGACGAGGCUGAGAAUAAUCCUGUGGAUAUUUUGGAAUGUUUAUCAGUUAUGAUAAAUGAGGGUACUGGGAACGAUGCGAGUCAAGUGCAAGAACUUCUGUUGGAUGAUCAGUUGCUCGGUACAAUGGUGACUGCUAUUACAUUGCCUGAUGGAACUCAAGCUUUUGUUACAAAUAAUCUCAAUGACAUUGAUUCAGAUUUCAAGACGCAAACAUUACAAACAACGCUUGAAAAUGGAAAUACCAUAUUACUACGAGAUUUGUCAGAAUUUGGGGAGGGCAAGGCUCUUCAAUUGGAAUUAGAUCCAGCUACUUUUGUACAAGCUGAAGAUGCUUCCAAUGAAAAUGUAGAAAACACAUAUUCGCAAGUCGAAUUUAUCAAUGGCACAACAACAUUUAUGGUAGCUAGUCACAUGGAUCUUGGUGAAAAUUUAUGGGAAAUUCAAGAUGGGAAAUUAAAAAAGAAAGAUUCCAAGAUCUUAGUCAACAAAUUGUCUGACACAAAGAUUAGAUAUCCUUGUCCUAGAGAAGGAUGUUCAAAAGUUUACAGCACACCCCAUCAUCUCAAGGUUCAUGAGCGUUCGCAUACUGGUCAAAGACCAUAUAGAUGUACGCAUCCAAAAUGUAAGAAAAGCUUUUCAACAGGAUACAGUUUGAAAGCACAUUUGCGGACACAUACAGGUGAAAAACCAUAUAAGUGCACGAAUGGAACGUGUAAUAAGAGUUUCAAGACAUCAGGCGAUUUAUUAAAACAUGUGAGAACGCACACAGGAGAACGUCCAUUCGUAUGCCCAUUUGAUGGUUGCGGCCGAUCAUUUACUACAAGUAAUAUUAGAAAGGUUCAUGUAAGAACGCAUACUGGUGAACGACCAUAUAAAUGUACUCAGCCGAUGUGUGGUAAGGCGUUUGCCAGUGCAACAAAUUACAAGAAUCAUAUACGGAUACAUUCGGGUGAAAAGCCUUAUGUUUGUUCCAUAGAAAAUUGUGGUAGAAGAUUUACCGAAUACUCUAGUCUGUAUAAACAUCACCUUGUACAUACACCACAACGUCCAUUUGAAUGCACAUUGUGCUCUAGAAGAUAUCGACAAAGUAGCUCGCUGGUGUGUCACAAAAGAACAAAUCAUGCAUUGAUUGAUAGUGACGAUAGUGCUGAUGUAUUUUUGCAAGAUUCUCUUGAACUUUCUAGUCAAAAUAAAAAUAAAAAAAAAAUUACAAAAGAAACUCCACUUGGGAAAGAUAAACAAAUACAGAUUUCUAAAAUGAUUGAUGAUAUAAAUGAUAAGGAACCACAAAUUUUGUUGGUGAGCGAUUCUUCGCAAAUCGCUACAUUACAGAAAAUUGGUCUGGAUGAAAGUUUUGAUGAUCCUGGCAUUGAUACAACUUUUGAAGGAUUGAAUAUAAAGAUCGAAGACAUAGAAUUUGGUUGGAAUUAAUACUAAAAGCGGAAAAUAUGAUAUAUAUGUGAUUAUUUUUUCGACGUAUAUCAUUAUGUGUGAAUAUCAUGAGCAUUAAAUGUUAACGAUUUUGUUAACAUUCAUGCAUAUAUUUUUUUUAAUACCAGAGCAAAAUCAAAUAAGCAAAUACGUGAUAAUAGCUGCGAGCUCAAAUUUUAUUUUCUCAUCCGAGUUUCAUAAACUCAUCAAACAGAAAUAUAAGAUAGUGUCAAGCAUUUCGUAAUGAGUGUGAUAGUUAAUAUAUUACGGUAUAAAUUGUUUCAAUAGUCAUUAUAGCCUAAGUAAAGAUUUAUUUGACAUAAUUCAAUGUUUAAUCAACAAAUAUGCUAAAAGGGACUUUAGAGAAAUAUACGUGUGUUAUUUUUCAUUUACGGAUCGAAUUUGAUGAUCUCUCAGCGAAAUUAUAUCAGUUCAUACUUUAAACAUAUGGGUGUAAGCCAGGUAAGAUUAAGAAAAGAAGAUUAAAGGAAAUAUAUAAAGAAAAUUAAUAUUUAUACUGUUGAUUAUGUUUUUAAAGGCAGUGCCUUAUCUGAAAAUACGCCCGAGCGUGAAGAAAAAUACAUAUUAUAUAUUAUUAUAUAUUACAUUUUUUCUAUCUAUAAUUACCGAAUAUGUACAUGGUAUUUUUAUAAUAUUAUAAAUCUUUUUUUCACACUCAUAUAAUUAGACUAGUUGAAUUACAUUUAUAUUUUUUAUAGAUAUUUUUAAUUAACAUUUUCAAUCAA
Molecule: messenger RNA, 2378 nt
Organism: Camponotus floridanus (Florida carpenter ant)
Lineage: Eukaryota; Metazoa; Arthropoda; Insecta; Hymenoptera; Formicidae
Product: zinc finger protein 76
Exons: 9
Coding region: 130-1632 (500 amino acids)
Biological process (GO): regulation of transcription by RNA polymerase II
Cellular component (GO): nucleus
Molecular function (GO): RNA polymerase II cis-regulatory region sequence-specific DNA binding; DNA-binding transcription factor activity, RNA polymerase II-specific
Source: RefSeq, a predicted model, not a curated record